AUGUUUGGUGGGGGACUACAAGUUGAUAGACGUGGAUCAUCUAAUACAGCAAAUGUUUACGUUCCACAUCCUCCUCCUCCAUCCACACAUGGUGAAGGUUAUCCUUAUCGCUCACCACCCUUUAUUGGUACAUGGGAAAACCCAAUAGGAAUGGGAGUUAAAAAAAAAAAAAGCCGGCAGGCCGUCCAAGUCCAAAGGAAAAGGUCUUCUUCUAGGAAAAAACAGCCCAUUCAACUCAAUCCCCAUUCUAGGAACCAUUUUGUAAUUAAACCUCUAUCCAACUUUGACCUUAUGGAUUGGAUAAAAAGACUUGGUAUUAAACAUUUCAGAGGAAUAUACAGUCGUAAUGGACUACCAAAAAAGAUUAGAAAAGAAUGUGGAAUAAUAAAUCUAGAUGACAUGACAGGCCCUGGAACACAUUGGGUCUGUUAUAGAAAUUUAGAUAAUGUAGUUGAGUACUUUGAUCCAUUUGGACUGAUAAUGCCAAAUGAAGCAUUAGAGUAUUUUAAUACUUCUGGAAAACGUAUAGUGUACUCAAUGGAUGAAAUACAAAAUCGCAAUACUGUUCUCUGUGGUUAUUGGUGUUUAUACUAUUUAUUUGAGCGUCAACGUGGUAAUAGUAUUCUAGAUGUAAUACAUAACCCACAUUUUGAUAAUGACAACAGUGAUUUUAUAAAAGCAUACUUUGGAGGAUAA
Messenger RNA from Porites lobata, 696 nucleotides. The record is from the annotation of a GenBank genome assembly. NCBI's taxonomy places the organism in Eukaryota, Metazoa, Cnidaria, Anthozoa, Scleractinia, Poritidae.